AUGGCCCACGGCGCCACAGUCCUCGACCCAGCACUACGAAGCGCAGACCCCACGAGUCUCGAAAGUGACGACCUAGAUGGAGGUCUUCAGUCAACUGCGGCGCUCGACGACAACAGACGCAGAGGCCAAGAACAGGAGCAGGGUCAUCAUGGUCUUCGCCAGCAGCACCAACCCCAGACCCAGUCGCCCGAGACGCCUCACUCCGGCCAUGGCGGUGGGACGAAUGACGAGACACCACAGCACGAUGAUCUACACGGCGGGACUCCUGACGAUCCUAAGAGACCGCGCGCCUGCGAGGCGUGCCGUGGGCUUAAAGUACGAUGCGAGCCGGACCCGAACGACCCCGAAGGCCCGUGUAAGCGGUGCAAAAAGGCUGGGAGGAACUGCGUGGUGACGAUGCCGACCAGAAAGAGGCAGAAGAAGACAGACAGUAGGGUCGCGGAGCUGGAGAAGAAAAUCGAUGCGUUGACGGCGAGCCUGCAGGCCCGUGGAAGCCCCGUAGCGCCAUCAAUUGGUGGUGGCGGCAUUGCGCCCACGGGCCUGUCCGUGACGAGGGAUGAAAAUCCUUAUAAGCAGACUGGCUGGGGAAACCACGGGCUGGCAAGGGACUGGCAGACGACUGCCGUAGAAGCGCCCAGGCCCGACUCGCAAGAGCUAACCGGUGGGGACAGAGGGCGGUUCGAUACCCUGAUUCCACCCUCUGCUGGACAGAAGAGAAAACUCUCAGACCGCGGAGACAUACUGGGCGAUAUGGCCGAGAGCGGCGACGGGGGAAGGCGAGCACCGCCAAUCAAUAUGGGCAGCGACUACGCCGACGUCGUGGAGCGCGGGAUCCUUAGUGCUGAAAAGGCGGCGGAGCUGUUCGAGCGAUACAACGCGCACAUGGUGCCACACAUGCCGGCGGUGGUGUUUCCAGCAGGGACUUCAGCCGACGAGACGCGGAAAGCGAGACCGUUGCUGUUUCUGGCCAUCAUGUCGGCGGCGUCCUCCGAGUCGCCCAAUGUGCAGCGCAGGCUGGUCAAGGAGCUGAUGCAGAUCUUUGCGGAAAAGAUUAUUAUAACGGGCGAGAAGAGCCUGGAGAUUGUGCAGGCUUUGCAGGUCGCCGUGAUCUGGUACUGGCCGCCAGAGCACUUUGAAGAGCUCAAGUUCUACCAGCUCGUACACAUGGGCGCUGUCAUGGCGCUCGACCUCGGGUUGGGGCGGCGGACAGGCGGAAGGAGGCUACUGAUACCGUAUCAGUCGCGGAACCACCCAUCUAAGCGGGCGCCGCCGCCAGACCCGACGUCCAUCGAGUGCCGGCGCGCGUGGCUGGCAGCGUAUUUCUUGGCAGUGAACACCUCAAUGGCUCUGCAUCGGCCGAAUCUGGUGCGGUGGACGCCCUUCAUGGCCGAGUCGAUGGAAAUGCUGCAGACAUCAGCAGACGCGGCGCCCACGGACAAGUACUUUUGCCAUCUCGUAUGGACGCACCGGCUUGCGGAGGAGGUGGGCAUUCAAUUUUCCAUGGACGACCCGGGAAUCGUACCCAGCAUCACGGAUUCACGGACACAGUAUUCUCUGAGGGUGCUGGAGAGAGAUCUGGAAAAGUAUCGUUCGUCUGUGCCCAAGGAGGAAAUGCAGGCAACCCUCACCAUGGCCUUCCACAUUAUCUCUCUCUACAUGCACGAGAUUGCCCUGCAUACCCAAAUGGACGAAAUGCGCCCGCCCUUCGACUCAGUGACCCUUAGGAACGGCAUACUGGCUAGCCCUACACUCACAACAUCCCACAUCAAUGCUCUUUCAGCGUGCUUGUCCGCCAUCGACGGCGUCUUUGAGGCUUUCCUGGCCAUAGAAGUCCCUCACGCCCGCUGCCUGCCUAUCUUCAACUUCGUUCGCGUGGCAUACUCCGUUGUCGUGCUUAUCAAAAUAUACUUCUCCGCUACGGCACCCGGGUCCGAGCUGGGUAAGGUGAUUGACAAAGACAACAUGAAGGUGGAGUACUAUCUCGACGCCCUUCUCGAAAAGUUCCGCGCCGCGGCGUCGGACGAUCGGAGCCGACCCGCCGCCAAGUUUCUGGUCGUGCUGGUGAUGUUGAAGAGCUGGUUCCUGAAGCAGAGUAAAGGGCCGUCUGCGAGUGCGCCGGCAGAGGGGGCUCAGUCAUCGCUCAGGAGUGCAACUGCGCCUGUGACGACGGCAUCUCAUCCCGAAAAGGCUCCGACUUCUACACAUGCUUCCCGGCCUACAGAAUCGGGCCCUAUGGAAGAGCAGAAGCAGCAGCAGCAAACUUACCAACCGGCCCCCCCUAUAAUGCAAGAAUAUCCCGCAGCCAAUACGCCGCUGCACCUCCUCUCCGAGAUCGCGACAAACGACCGCUCGGGCCGUGUGACGAACAACCUCCUGUGGAACCCGUCGGCGUCGUCAACGAGACAAUCCUUCAUGUACGACCCUAGCGCCGUGACGGACACGGCGUCUGGCGGCACCACGGAUCAACCCUCCUCCGGCACAAACCCAGGCAUCUCCAAUACCGCGACGCCUUGGUUAAACCCGGCAUGGCAGGCCGACCUCCAGGACCUCGGCCUCGACAUGGAUCUCACUGGGGGAUUGACUCUCGAAGAGUUCACCUCGGGCUUCGGUGCAAGCCCGGGGAGCCUGAGCGACGGGAUGCGCUACGUUGUGGCACAGGAUCCCUGGCUCAGCGGCAUGGGCGGGCUUGGGGACAUGUUUGACGGGAUGCCCGGGGCGUCCGGGCCGCCCAUGUUUCCCAUGUGA
This is a messenger RNA of Colletotrichum graminicola M1.001, 2745 nucleotides long. RefSeq lists its product as uncharacterized. Lineage: Eukaryota; Fungi; Ascomycota; Sordariomycetes; Glomerellales; Glomerellaceae. Gene Ontology annotation, molecular function: DNA-binding transcription factor activity, RNA polymerase II-specific; zinc ion binding; transcription cis-regulatory region binding. Gene Ontology annotation, biological process: regulation of DNA-templated transcription. The transcript is spliced from 2 exons. The coding region runs from base 1 to 2745 and encodes 914 amino acids. The record is from RefSeq and is a predicted model, not a curated record. Gene Ontology annotation, cellular component: nucleus.